Messenger RNA from Paraphaeosphaeria sporulosa, 2835 nucleotides. RefSeq lists its product as uncharacterized. NCBI's taxonomy places the organism in Eukaryota, Fungi, Ascomycota, Dothideomycetes, Pleosporales, Didymosphaeriaceae. The transcript is spliced from 2 exons. The record is from RefSeq and is a predicted model, not a curated record. Bases 1 to 2835 code for a protein of 944 amino acids.
AUGGUCAAGGCAGGUCUGCUCGGCUUCGCGGGCCGCCGCAAGUCCCAGGGCAACAUCAUGGAGGACGCAAAGCCAUUGCCUGCUCCCGAUGCUGCGUCUGGGGCCGAGUCGCCCUCGGGCAGUGGAGGUGGGUUUCGUUUAAUGACCACAAGCGAGGCAGAGGCCCGGAAGACGGAGGAGAAGCGCCGAGCACAGGAAAAAUCCGCCUCCAAAUUUAGGCCGUUUAGCAGCUUCAGCGCUGGUAACAAGGCGCGGAAUCGCUCCUUUGACGAAGACUCACCAGGGUCUUCGAAGCGGGAUAGCAAAUCGAGCAGUGGGACCCAGUCCUCGCGCCCCUACAACAACGGCCAAUACGGCUCGACUUCCACGCUUCCCUCUUCUGCAGACACAGAUCCAAACGACAACAUCUUUGCCAUCCCCAGACCCCACAUGUCACAGCACAGCAGCUCGCAAAGCGGCCUGUCUGCCAACACGUACAAGAAGCAGCUACCAGCGGUACCUCAAUCAGAAUAUGGAGGUUAUGGCGAGCCUACAUCGCCGGUAGGUGGUUUCGGGCGUGUUCGCGCCAUGACGUCGUCCAGCUAUGCCAGUACCGCAAAGCCGCCGACCCUCGACGCUGACAUGAACUUCGGUUCGACCAGCUUUGACGACCUUUUCAGUGGGAUCGACCGGAAGCCGUCCCCCGAACAUGCCGCCGAAUCCCCUGGCCGUUCCCUUCUGAUGGGUAAACGAACAUUCCACGCGGAGCCAAUUAAAAUCGACCGCAAGCUGGACGUCGAACCUCCACUCAAAUCAUGGGAUUCCCGCAACUCCGCUGACAAUCUUAUGUCAUCUCCACGUUCGCCCGAGGAUGACUCUCCUCCGCCUCCCGUUCCUGCUCACAAAUAUGGCCAGUACGCGCCCGUCGCCUCCUACAGCCCCGAGCUGAACGGCGCUAACGAGUUUAUCGACAACGACGCGUCGACUGUCCGUAAACCCGUCAUGUCGCAAAAAUCACAGCGCGAAAGCUCGCCCGAGCAGGAGCCUACCUCGAAAUCGUCCUCGUCAGCCCCUUCGCUUGAGACACCCCUCUCGUCCCGCUCAGGUUCCGACAUCACCACACCAAAAGCUGCGUUACGCACUGCGACCUCACCUUCAUCUGAAGAUGGAGAUGAAGAUAUUUUCGCGUCGCCCAAACCAAAGCACAUGGCCAUGGCCAAGCCUUCUGCACUAGCUCCAAGAGACGAGCCUCGACCUCAGCCUCCCACGAGCGACUCUGGUCGACGCGUCCUUACCCAAGCCGAGUUCCGUGCACAGCAACAAAGAGCAAUGGCACAACCAAGCGAUGAGAGCUCGGACGAGGAAGACUACGAGGACGAAGAGGAGGCGCAAGAGAGGGCGGCACAAGAAGCGAUAGCUCGUCGUAAGAAACAGCAGAUGGAUCUGGCACGGGAUCACAUGCGUCGAACAACCACUGCGCCAGGAAAUCUCAACCGUCCCGAUAGCGUCAGUGAACCUUUUUCUAUGGGGUUCCCAUCCGAAACAUCGUUACAAGCAGAGGAGUGGGAGGACGAAGACGUUCCACUAGGCAUACUCGCGCAGCACGGGUUCCCCAGCAAGAACCACAACAAAGCCCCCACCCAACCAUCCAACGCCAUUCCGUCCUAUUUCCCCGACCGACCAGCGUCUGCUGGACCGGGUGAUAAUCGCGCAUCCAUGUUUCGUCCUGUUUUCGCACGCAAUUUGCCGGAUGAUCCGCACGCGUCGUUCAUCGGAGGAGGGUUGGUCCGACCAACAAACCGAGAGUCCAUGGGUUUCGGUAAUCGGGGACCUGCUUCGAUCGCAGGUGACUCUGUCAGUAACGCGCAUAUGAAUAUGCCUAUGAUGGGUUAUCCCGAGCCACAGCUAUCCCAGCCGUCGCUAGUCGAGCAGAUUCACAUGCGCGAUAUGACGAAGCAAAAGUAUAUGGGAGGUGCAUCUACCAAGAAGCCGCACGAAGGGCCUUUCACCGGAAUGCUUGGAGCGCAGAUGAACCCACCAGUACAGUCCGGACCCGGCACUCGAAUGUCUAUGAUGCCUGGGAUGCAAGGGAUGGGAGCGGGAAUGGGCAUGGGCAUGAAUAUGAACAUGAACAUGAUGAACUCGCCUAUGGGAAUGCCUAUGAUGGGUGGUCAGAUGGCGUACCCCAUGCAACAGAAUGACAUGAUGCAGAUGCAGCACUUCCAGCAGAUGCAACAAAUGCUUGCAGCGCAGCAAAUGCAAAUCCAACAGAUGCAGAUGCAGCAGGCGCAAGAUCCGCGCAUGUCGAUGGCAUUCCCGAGCAACGUGGCAGAUCCACGCAUGUCCAUGGCGUUCCCUAACCAGCAAAUGAUACCGCCGCCACAUGACCCGCGCAUGUCGAUGGCCGCACCUAGCCUUCUGAACGUACCUUCCGCCCAGCGCCCGAUGUCCAUAAUGCCAAUUGGCAACCAACAGACACAGCAGCCCCCGCGGCCCUUUUCGACACCCAUCGGCGGCUCCAUGGCACCACCACCGCAACUUAAUGGCUACACGCCAUCGAUAGCGCCCUCGGAACGGUCGAACAUCGGACUCUCAGCACGGUAUCGUCCCGUAGCGACUCACUCGGACGCAAAGUCCAGUUCAUCAAUGACCCUGCAAGCGUCUGCUGGCGUAGGUCAGAAUCCUGUGAUGGUCAAGGGCAUCCUCAAGAACAAAUCCCCCAUUGUACAAGAAGACGACGAUGAUGGCUGGGGUAAGAUGGCUGCUAGGAAGAGCAAGUUCAAUAUGGGCGGCGGUGCAAGAGGAGGCGCUGAUGAUUCGUUGCACGAGCUUGUCCGUGGGAUGGACGGGCUUUAG